Aspergillus calidoustus is the source of this 798-nucleotide messenger RNA. The record is from the annotation of a GenBank genome assembly. NCBI's taxonomy places the organism in Eukaryota, Fungi, Ascomycota, Eurotiomycetes, Eurotiales, Aspergillaceae.
AUGCCUUCUCGCGAUUGGGUUCAUGGCCUUACUUCCACAAAGAGCAAGAGGGCGUCUGAGACCGAUUACGCACUCCUUGCUCGAUUCGACACUAUAUUUCUAAUCGACGAUAGCUGCAGCAUGAGGGGUCAGAACUGGAAAGAGACCCUUCAAGCUGUAGCUAACGUGUCACCAAUCUGCACUACGCACGAUCCAGAUGGCGUUGACAUAUGGUUUCUCAAAAAUCGCAAUCCCAAGGAACCCCAAUCCGGAGCUUACCUCAACAUCACAACACCUCAAAGCGUGGAAAAAAUCUUCGAGUCUGUCUAUCCGCACGGUGACACUCCAAUUGGGGCCAGACUGAAAGAUAUCCUGGAACCAUACCUGGAUCAUCUCGAGGAGUCGCUACGAAACGCAAGAGAAAAUAUGGACUUUGUUUCGGAUGUUCGACCUAUCAAUAUUAUUGUUAUUACCGACGGAAAGCCGACUGAUGACCUAGAGAAUGAUCUUGUUGCCACACUCGUAUACACGGCAAAGAAGCUGGACGAACUGAAAGCGAAGCCUUACCAAAUCGGGAUCCAAUUCUUUCAGGUUGGCGAUGAUAUUGAAGUCACAGAGUUCCUCAAUUAUCUAGAUAAUUUACUUCCUGAAAAAUUUGGAGUCCGAGAUAUUGUCGACACGGUUACAUGGGAUAAAGAGCCGGGAGAACUGUCUGCGAGGACUAUCCUCAAAGUAGUCCUCGGAGGGGUUGACCAAAGGUAUGACAAUGAGGAAAUCAAAACUAACUAUCACGGAGUUCGACUGCCGCGGAUGUGUUGA